Messenger RNA from Exophiala bonariae, 999 nucleotides. RefSeq lists its product as uncharacterized. The transcript has 6 exons. Bases 1 to 999 code for a protein of 332 amino acids. NCBI's taxonomy places the organism in Eukaryota, Fungi, Ascomycota, Eurotiomycetes, Chaetothyriales, Herpotrichiellaceae. The record is from RefSeq and is a predicted model, not a curated record.
AUGGUCACACGAAUACCGCCGUUCAAGGCCCCAUUUGGCUGGGACGAUGGACUCAUCCUCAUAGUCUUGAUCUCUAUGAUUGUGAUGUCCUCGAGUGAUCUUGUCCUGAUACAUUUCGGUUUCGGUAGAGAUGUCUACUCGAUACCACCCAACAAUAUCACAACCAUUAGGAAGUUUUUCUAUAUCGGAGUGAUAUGUUACUUCUUUAGUAUCAUGGUCACUAAACUUUCGAUCCUCGCAUUCUACCUACGAAUUUUCCCGGAUCGAACCUUCAUAUACUCGACCUACGUUCUGAUGGGCCUAAUAGUAGCCUGCAUCCUCUCAUUUAUCCCCGCGAUCAUUUGGCAAUGCACACCAGUAUCCUUCGCCUGGACCUCACUACCUGGACAGACUGGAGGGCAUUGUAUCAAUACCUUCCUUAUGACCUGGAUUGGGAGUUCAAUCAACGUUGUUCUUGACCUCGCUGUCAUUCUGGUACCGAUUCCACAUCUCCUGAAGCUUACACUGUCUCGAAAGAAGAAAAUACAAGUCGUUGCCAUGUUCAGUGUAGGACUAUUCGUGACAAUUGUCAGCGCGGUCCGCUUCCACAGCCUCGUCACGUAUCGAAAGUCGACCAAUUUUACUUGGGACUAUGUCGACUCGAAGUACAUGUCGACACUCGAAGUCGACGUCGGCAUCAUCUGCGCAUGCAUGCCUGCGAUGCAGCUGCUCCUUCGCAAAGUCGCACCGAGCCUGUUCGGAAGCAGUGCGGACAACAAGAGUUCCUAUCUCCACCCGUACAGCAAUUCCCACGCCAGGACGUUCCGCAACACAAACAGUCACAACCCGCCGUCCAAGAACAUCACCAAGACAAUAUCCACCACCAUCACCGAUAUGCCCUUGAAGGACAGCGACUCCGUCAUGGAGCUCGUCGACAACUCGAAACCCGGGAGUGCCAAUGGCCGCUCCGGCUCCAACACCACCCUCCCGCCGGACCCGGCCCGCGAUCACAACUGGUGA